Folsomia candida is the source of this 1729-nucleotide messenger RNA. RefSeq lists its product as uncharacterized. The transcript has 6 exons. Lineage: Eukaryota; Metazoa; Arthropoda; Collembola; Entomobryomorpha; Isotomidae. Bases 668 to 1609 code for a protein of 313 amino acids. The record is from RefSeq and is a predicted model, not a curated record.
CCAUGUGGACCAUGCUGGCUUUGACUCCAUUCCUUGGUCAACGAUUUGACAGUGGAUAUUAUUUUAUUCAAGCCCUAUUUCCCGCAUCUGGCUGGGAGGUGACCUGCUUAGGGAAAGUGGCUCGUUGCAUACUCAUCUUCAUUUCGGGCUAUCACAUGCUCAUCGGAGCUAUCUCCGUGAGUAAGGACAUUAUAGCAACCCUCGCUCAUUUUCUAUUUAUAGAUUUUAUAGCGAAUGCAUGCAAAUUUUAUGCAUGCAUUUUUUGCAUGCAAACAUUUUUUGCAUGGAGUUUUGCGAUGCUGGGGGCUGACCCCCCCCAGGGGUUGCAGAUAACCCCAGCGCAGUGACCGCGGCGCCGUGACCUUUGACCUGUCAAGCGUAUUUAUUAUAAUAUGAGCGUUACAUGGUGAGUAUGUAUGUCAAGAUGAAAAAACCACACAUUGAUAUUUAACUACAAUGAUGAAAUGUGCAUAAUAAUGGGUGUUAAGUUUCACAGUUUAAUAGCUUAAUUAAAUGUACAUGGCUUGCAAAAGCUGGCCAACUUCAUUUGACAUUCCAAGCGAAUUACGCCCAGUUUUAUUCUAAAGAAAUUUACUUUAAGAUAUUUAUUAUUCCACAUACAAUGAAUUGAUUAUUGCUUAGUUUUAUUGAUACACACAAAGUGACAAUGAAUUUGCUUAUAUUAAUUUGUGUUGUGCUGCAGACCGUAAAUUCGUAUGCGGAAUGUUAUCGUCAUGAUAGUUGUGUGCAAUGCAUUCAAAUUGUGGGUUGCGUUUACGGAGUAACAAGUUCAAGUGCUCGGAAAUGUUUUCAUCGUGACGAGAUUCCGGUUGGAAUUUUGGCAACCUUUCGAAAUCCGACUGCAUGUAAAAGAAUUUACAGGUUUGCAACCACCCAGACGAGUGCAUUUGAUAACCAUUCUAAAAGUGGAAACACUAUCAUUGUUAAAGAAGAGAUAAUGCACAAUGUUUUAACAGAGCGGGUUUCAACCUCCACCACAACUGAAAAUCAAUUGUAUACUUCAACAUUACCUACUUUCACGACUUUGCCAACGACCAAAAUAGUGACGACCAAUUUUUAUUUGCCGGAAACCUUACAUCCCACACAACCAAGUGUUGAUCACGAGCAAGACAAUACAGAGACCACAACGGAGACAAUAAUAAACACUGCUGUCGCCGAAAAACUGGCAAUCGAGACUACAAUCCUACCAAUGGUGGAAUCAACUACGCAUUUCUCUGAGCUAAUUCAUCGGCCCACUGAUCCAUUCCUGUUGCUGAAUACGAGCAUCACAAUUGGGGAAACCAAUAAUACUGCGAAUUGGAAUAAUGGUUCCAACCAUAGUGGAAGUUUCAACUCUUCCGUCCCGACAACUACCAAUUUAACGAUUUCGACUUUUCCAGUUGUAGCAGCAAGAAAACGGAAAAUGUGGAGCACCUAUGACAAAAUUGGAUUAUAUGCAUGCAGAAUUACUAAAUUACUUAAGAAGAAUAAUUUCUUUCAUGAUCGAGAUCUUUCUACUAUUAAUAAUAUCAUAUCGAGGAAAUUUGAUUAUGUAUUAUGUGAUUCGUUACUCAGCGGAAAGCCAAUAUUUUAUGCCAAAAACAUUUAAAUAUAUGCAACAAGUUAAUUAAGCAAAUGCAUUUGCAGAGUGUUGGAUUUAGAGGAAGUUCUAGCAAUAAAUAAUUAUGAUAAUUUUAUUACAAUAAAUGCAUGAAAUUUUUUCGAUUUA